AGACGGGGGAGACAGUCAGGGGAACCGCAGCAGCUGGAUUACCGUCGUCCUUCCUCCUCUCCAUCCUUCCUCCCACUAACAUGGCCGCGCAGCAGCAGCUCAACCGCUGAGAAAAACGGAGUUAAACACCAGCGAGGUAUAAAAAAAUAAAUAAAGGUGAUAUGAGGAGAAACACGAAGGUUGGCUGUUAUUCUAGAGCCUCGAACGCGAGGAGACGCGCUGCCAAGUUCAAUCCAAAACCAAGCUACAGAUUAGAUGGCGUUCAUGUCUCGAUUUUCGCGGUCCCGGAGCAGCUCCAGGUCUCCGAACCGGAAAGAUUCUUCACGCGCCUCCCCAAACCUGAGUGUGUCGGAGCUGGAGAGGCUUCUGUACACCGGCAAGACGGCGUGUAACCACGCCGACGAAGUGUGGCCGCGGCUUUACAUCGGGGAUCAAGACAUCGCCUCAGACCGCCGUGAGCUGGCCAGACUCGGCAUCACGCACAUCCUGAACUGCGCUCAGAGCAAGUGGCGUGGGGGAGCAGAGUACUACGAAGGAAUGGACAUCACCUACCACGGCAUCGAGGCCCACGACUCCCCAACCUUUGACAUGAGCGUCAACUUCUAUCCUGCUGCAGAGUUCAUCCACAGAGCGCUCAGCAGUGGAGGGAAGGUGCUGGUCCACUGCACGGUGGGAGUGAGCCGCUCAGCCACGCUCGUGCUGGCCUACCUGAUGAUCAGACAAAACCUGACUCUGGUGGAGGCCAUCAAGACUGUGAAAGACCACCGCGGCGUCAUCCCCAACCGAGGCUUCCUCCGGCAGCUCUACGGCCUGGACGGCAUCCUGAGAGACAGCCGGAAGGCGUCACUGCAGAGCUGAAAACACCAGCACCUCGCCCGGGGCAGACGCCAGGUACAUGGAGGGAAGUGACGGAGCCACCCGAGGCUGCCAACGUGGAUGCUCUGUGUCUGUUUAGUGUUUUAAUUUGAGGUCCAGCAGGACCCUGGAUCUCAGAUCUGAAUGGGAGACAUGGCUUUACAAGGCCUGCUCACCUUCACAGCAACAGCAUGGGUCAGAUUUACAAUAUUAUAUCUUGUUUUCAGUAUCGUAGAGUCGCAUAAACGUGAUCAUUAUGAGAUCCACCUCCCGUCUCUGCAGUAGCCCAGAACGCUCAACCCGAGCUCUGGCUCUGGGAGGUUUUAGGAUGUCUUUGCUGCAUGUUUGGACUGGGGUUCUGUUGGUGCAGUUGGUGGUUUAUGUCACUAGAGGGCGCUCGAUCCAACACACUUGACCUUUAACUCGUUUCUUGUACGAGUCAAACUUCAGACCAUUCCAGCUAAAGUUCAGAUGGCAAAAAAAAAUUUUGGUUUUUUUUCUGGAAACUUUUCUAAAACUUUGUCACAUGACUGCCCGAGUUAACCUAGUUCAAAAAGGUUUGACUCAUUAGAAAUGUGUCAUAUCCUAAUAUUCAGGGUUUUGUUGUUCUUGUUGACUGGAAAGACUCAAAGAUAAGGUUUGAUAACUUUGUACAUUUCCAGUACACUUUUGGUGCAAAACCUCACCGAUGUUGAUGAAAUGUUUGUUUUUUAAAAUAAGUCCAAAUCUUUGAAUGUCCCGGAAUCAGUUCUGGCAGGUCUAUAUCUUUCUAGUCAUCAUUAUUACCACGAGAAACAGCGUCUGCAGCGACCCGUCGCUAGGCGACCUCCGCCUCAGGGGCUUCUGGGACAUCGUUGCCCAAGAGUUCACAGGAGUCGUAGCUGGUUGACCCGUUAUGUUGCCACAGUUCCUACCGGUGAAACAAUGGCGCUCGUUUCGGUUGGUCAUGUGACCCAUAGGUGACAGUCACAUGACGUGUUGUUGCGGCUCAAAAGGCCAGAACAAAAACACCUCGUGCGAGUGUAAAACUUUUUUUUUUUAAGUGUCUGAGCUUCUUUCAGAGUCGCCGUGUCUCCGGCGUUUGUUGGUGGACAGAAACAUGGCUGCUGACCGCCUCGUCGCCGCUGCAGUCGGUCAGAGGCUGCUGGGUCAUAACAGUUUAAACUCUUUUAAAAGCAGUGUUUGAGGACUCUGCUCAGGUCUCAGUAAACUGAUGAGAUCCUCGCUGUUUUGGUCGCUGCAGGUCUUUCUACUGGUUUUUUUUUUUACAUUUAUUAAAUGCUCUGAACAGCUUGUACAGUACUUGUAGCCCAGAUGUAAACCAACGCAGUUUUGUAGCUCAGAGUAUUUCAGUGUGGUCAAAAAUGUGCAAAAGUGUGGAAAAGUUAGUACCCCUCCUUUUAAUCCAAUGUUGUCUUUGUGUAAAAACGUACAGUAUCUAUUAAAAAGCUAAGUAAUUUGAUCGUAGACAUUUGGAAAACACAACCUCGGACGGACAACAACAAAGGUUUUUUUUGCCUUGUCGUUAUGUAUUUAACAAAAAUGAAUUCAAAUAUUUGGCCAAUCGUUAAUACAGACCUUCAUCCCUCCACCACUGUGCCCGACAGCAGUGUGACGCCACUCUGGCUAUCUCCAAACGUGGUUCUGGACAUUAAAGCAGCACGAAAGAUGGGAGGCGUUGUUUAGCUGUCACACAUUUCUGUCACUGCUGUUGGUAAAAAACAGCCUAAGUAGCCCUGGACUAGCGGGCUGUCUGUUUGUGAUAUAAAGCUUUAGGGCACGAUGUCACAAACAACAGCGAUGACACUAUUCAAUUCAGUUAUAUAUUUAUAAAGUAUCUAUUAUAACACAAGUUGUCUCCAGGAUCUUUCCAGAGACCAGAACAUGACCACUGAUCAAUUAUUACAUAAUCAAUAACAGGUAAAAACUACCCUCGGGGAAGGAACCUGGACCAGGAACUGGAUCCUGCUGAAGACCAGACGGGUGGAGCAGGAAAAGAGAGAUAGGAAAGAGAGGAUGAAGAACAGAGGAGAGACAGAUAUAUUGUCAAAGGUACAAAAGAGCAGAUAUAUUAGUAUGAAUGAUCCGUUAACUGGAGAACUAAGAGUUCUACGUACAUAUGACUGAUACUUGGUUAGGUGCAUCAUUUGCCUUCAUGUGGUUGCUAAGCAACACAUCCACCAGGAGACAGUGAUGAGUCAACUACUGAAGUUGCAAACACGGCGACUGUGGCAGGAUUAUUAGUUUUAUUUGUGCUAAUUCUCGGAGGAUCAGAAAUAGCGCCGUGAACAGAACCAAAGUUCAUAUUUAAUAAUUUUUCUAUCAUUUUUCACAGGUGCAGAAAUGAUGAAUAAGGUCAUUUUCAAUAUUUUCAGGUGUCCAGCAGUUCCUUUUUUUUUCUUCGUUUCAUUCAGAAAUCGACUCACUGCUGCCCCCACGAUGUCUGGUGGUCUAUUUCGUCUGUAUGUGCACACUCCCAGACGACAUGCAAAAAGACGAACAUAAUCAGAGAAUGAUACGUAUUGCGAUCUACGUCCACCUCCGUAUUGGUUUCAAACGUUGAGCAUUAAGGUCCUUAAACCUCCGGACCUGGAAGAAGAUUCCUUGAAAUUAUGACACGGAUUAAAGUGUACAGGAAACGAUAAAAAUAGUGUUCAUCUGUGCUUGUAUUUGUCCCAGACUAGAACCAGCUGGGAUCAGGUCAUUCCUGAUACAUACAAAAGAAUUUUACAUACAAAAGAAUAAAAAAGUUACAGGAUUAAAACAGGGGCAUCAACUUUUUCUCUACUGUAGUUUACCGUCCAAUUGAUGUUUUCAGUUUACGGCUGAACAAGUUCAGCAUGUGGUUUUAAUCCAGUGUUCUCAGUCACAACUCUUGUAUUCUUUUAUUAGAUACUCUCAGACCAACUUGUGAGUGAUGUCUUUAGUCCAGCUGACUCAGCGUGGUACCGUAUUAAUCAUCCUCCAGUCUGGUGUAUCACUUCAACUUCACAAUGACUGUUAUUUGUUCAAAACAGCAGUAAAACAGCAGCAUACACAAACCACAGAUGUGCCAUUGGAAAAGCUGCCAACUGCCUGGUGAAGCGGCGUUCAAAGCUGAGUAAACUCAAGUUGGUGUCUCGUGAGGAUCCAGUACUGAAACAAAUACCAGCUUUCAAGUACCUUCCUAAGUGUUAUUAAUGAUUACCUCAAGUGUUGUAUUUGACAUGUUUUUUCUGUGAUUUGUUUUUUUUUUCUGUGUUUUACAUAGAAAGUAUAAAUACGUGAAUUUGUACAGCAUGGAUGUUUAAAGUUUCCUUGAAAUGACUAUUUGAGUGCUGUAAACAUCAGCAUGUUCACACACCUACGGUACAAUCAGAAGUUUAGGGGUGACACCCCUCCUGGAGAGCUGAUAAGUGGCCUGAUCAGGUCUGUGCAACUUUGCAACAUGCAAGAAAUGUUUUUCUUUUUCCACACUCUGUUGCACUGAUAUUAAUCAAAGCUUCACGUGGACUUAUUUGAUACUACUGGUUUUUGGGUUUGCUUAAUAGGAAGUAGUAGUUAUUAGGGCUGUCAAAGUUAACGCGUUAAUAAAGCGUUAACUUAAAGCAGCACUAUGUAACUUUUCCACCUUAAUAUCAUAUUUCCAGAGUCAUUGUGAUGGUACAUCAACUUCCAACAGGUUUAAUGACACCUCUGUCAUGGUCUGGGGGGUCUGUAUCGCCUUCACUGGCACUAUGUAACUUUGAGGUGCAUGGUAGGAACCCUUCAACACUACUGGUAAAGCACUACCGCUUUUGUCCAAAGGAGACGCCAAACUCAACAAAAGCUGAAAGUUACAUUGUGCUGCUUUAACGUCCUCUUAACGCCGUCAAUUUUUUUAACGCGCGAUUAACGUGCAGGAUUAAAAAAAAAAGAAAAAAAAGCGCAGCCAAACACACAACCGAUGCAGAGAGCGCAGCGCAGCAGCCGCAGCAUUUACUGUCGAUGGCUGCAGUGGGCGGGGCUUUCAAGCUGCACUGCAGAAGUGGAGGGAACAGUGUAUAUAGCCUACACAUAUAGCGUGCACAUCUUCAGUUUCCUAUUUCCCCAUGGAUCACACUUUGGGACGCCUUCUUUAUAUUUUAGCGUUAUUUCUGCGUAGAUAAGAGUGAGUUUGAUGCUCCUUAACAAGUUUGGUCCGCGGAUCAACAUCAACCGCCAGCGAGCCCUUGCUCCCGGUGAACCAUAAAUCAGCCUUCAAGGCUGAUUUAUGAUUCCGUGUCACACCAACGCAGAGCCUACGGCGUAGGGUACGCGGCGACGCACACCGUACGGUGCGUGUCGCUGCGAAGCCUACGCCGCGGGCCACGCCGUCGAUUUAAAGCCUGAAUUAAGGUUCUGCAUCAAACCAACGCAGAGCACACGCUGUCACCGUGACGCCGUCGUGAACCCUUCGGACUUCUCCGUCACUCCAUUUCGCCGCGGUGCAGUACCCCCCCUGACCGCUAGUUCGCGAUCUUUUCCAGAAUGGUUUAUCCGACUUUUUCCGGUCACAGUGAAUCAAAGAGAUAAGGACUAUUGUGCAAAAAAAACAAAACAAAAAAAUCACAUGCACUUCACUGCAUCACCAGUGAUUGUCGCCAACGGACAAAACCUCAGUAAAGUGCGUACGCCAGCCUUGGUGUGUGCGUGAAAAGCAACUUUCUACGUUCAAAUUAAUUUUCGAAUAUCCGAUCGUGAGCGUAGAAAGUGGCGUACGCACAUUUUUUGUGCGCCGCACGUUUCGAACAUGAGGCUCCAGGUCUCCAGCAGACCUCCAGGCAGAAUGACCUUCACUUGAAACAAAUAAGUUCUUCUGUGAUGACACCGACGUUCUCCGUCUGCUGGCAAACAAAACAAAUUUACAAGCUUGUAAAACAGUUUGAUGGUUUUUCUUGCUGAUUUGUGAGGUCAUAAAGUUUUGUGUAUUUAUUGUAUUUUGUUUACUUCUUUGGGAUUUGUGAGUUUAUCAGGUCAUGAUAUGCGUUUUCUUUAGGAAACCAGAUUUUUUGUAUUUUGGGGUUUUUUUGAUGAUUUUUGGGUGUUUUUCUCUCAUUCUACUUGAUAUAUUUUACUUGCAUGUUAAUAAAGUCGAUAUCCCGCGUGUCACAGUGAACGGUUUGGGCAUCGAUAGGUGGGUGGGGUUUAUGAAGUCAAGAUUUGUAUUCUCUUGCAGAUGUUUACAUUUAUAAAAUCAGAAAUUCAGAUUUUUCUUUCCACAAUUUUCCUGCAAACUCAUACAUUUCCAAACACAAACCUAAAUGUUUUCUUGUGAAUUCGCGAGUUUAUAAUUUCAGAAUUGUUUUAUUUAUUUGGACUGAACUGUCUGUGUACAGAUGUACAAAUGUACAGAUUAAGAAAGUUCCCGUCUCACUGGACUUUCUUCAGAAAUCAGGAUCUUCUUGACUUCUAAGGAAGCUGGAAACAGCUGUGAACAUCCGGAUUUUCAUUGUGUUUGAUGUGGAAGUGUUGUGUUUGUGGUUUUAUUGUGACCGCGUCUGUCGUUGUUUCUCGUUGUUGGUAUCUUUGUUUUCGUACAGACAUUUUUCAAUCAGAAAACUUGUAAAUUUAUUUUUGUAUCACUCUCUUUGACGUUUGCUGAAGGAGAAACUGGAAAAGGAGAUGUUGAUGCCUUAAUCUGUUCUUCAACUUGUUCUUCUGAUUGUGAAAAAUACCAAAUUGAUAAUGUUAUUUUGAUAAGUUCAGUACUUGUAAUUUGAA
Messenger RNA from Cololabis saira (Pacific saury), 6576 nucleotides. Its product is annotated as dual specificity protein phosphatase 26. Gene Ontology annotation, biological process: negative regulation of MAPK cascade; protein dephosphorylation. NCBI's taxonomy places the organism in Eukaryota, Metazoa, Chordata, Actinopteri, Beloniformes, Belonidae. Gene Ontology annotation, cellular component: cytoplasm. The record is from RefSeq and is a predicted model, not a curated record. The transcript is spliced from 4 exons. The coding region runs from base 256 to 858 and encodes 200 amino acids. Gene Ontology annotation, molecular function: MAP kinase phosphatase activity; protein tyrosine/serine/threonine phosphatase activity.